AUGGCAAUUGAAUUAGAAGAGCCGCAAAUUGAGAGCAAUGCACAAGUACUUAAAGACUUGUUUGCCGGUACUAUGGGUGGUAUUGCCCAAGUUCUAGUGGGCCAACCGUUUGAUACCGUUAAAGUCCGCUUACAGUCAGCUCCUGAGGGAACCUAUACCGGCGCCAUAGAUGUUAUCAAACGAUUGAUAAAAAACGAAGGGUUUGCAGGAUUUUACAAGGGAACUUUGACUCCUUUGGUUGGUGUUGGAGCUUGUGUAUCUGUUCAGUUUUCAGUCAAUGAAUUUAUGAAACGGUACUAUGACAGAAAACUACAAGGUCAUUCGUUGAGUUUAAUCAAUUACUUCAACUGUGGUGCAGUUGCAGGAUUUGCAAAUGGGUUCUUGGCGUCGCCCAUUGAACAUAUUCGUAUAAGAUUGCAAACUCAAACUGGAACACAAAAGACUUUUAAUGGUCCAUUGCAUUGCGCAAAGAAAAUAUAUGAAAUUGAUGGUAUACGAGGAAUUUAUAAAGGUUUGGGACCAAGUUUAGUAAGGGAGUCUGUUGGAUUGGGUAUAUAUUUUGCAACAUAUGAAGCCUUGAUUGCCAAAGAUUUGAAACAUCACAGUGGAUUAACCAGAUCUCAAAUCAAACCUUGGAAAUUAUGUUUGUAUGGUGGCUUGAGUGGGUAUAGUUUAUGGAUUGCAAUUUACCCCGUUGAUGUGAUCAAGUCAAAAUUACAAACAGACGCUUUAAAAGCAGCGCAGUAUAAAUCUUCUCUUUCUGUGAUACGUGACGUUUGGACUAAACAGGGAAUUAAAGGGUUUUACAAAGGUUUCUUGCCUACCAUCUUGAGAGCUGCCCCAGCAAAUGGUGCAACCUUUGCCGUUUUUGAAUUGACCAUUAGACUUUUAAACAAAUAG
Molecule: messenger RNA, 900 nt
Organism: Lodderomyces oxycetoniae
Lineage: Eukaryota; Fungi; Ascomycota; Pichiomycetes; Serinales; Debaryomycetaceae
Gene: YMC1
Product: organic acid transporter
Exons: 1
Coding region: 1-900 (299 amino acids)
Biological process (GO): mitochondrial L-ornithine transmembrane transport
Cellular component (GO): mitochondrion
Molecular function (GO): L-ornithine transmembrane transporter activity
Source: RefSeq, a predicted model, not a curated record